GCAACCCGCAGGGCGGGUGCAAGGCCAGGGGAGGAGGCUGCCGUUGCCCCAGCAACAACCUGGGAGGCAGAAGGCGGGCGCGGUCUCGAAGAGAUCUGCGCCUCAGCUCUCUCGCUGCCAGGAAGGUCCUAGGAGAGGCGUGAGCCAGACCUGGGAAGUCAGCGCCUGCGGAGAGAGGGACAGGUCAGGCCCAUGAACUCCAAUCCCUGCCAGCGUUCUCGCCUCUCUUAACCGUUAGGGCAAUGGCUGAGGUGCACGUGAUCGGACAGAUCAUGGGGGCCACCGGUUUCUCGGAAAGUAGCCUGUUCUGCAAGUGGGGCGUCCACACAGGGGCAGCAUGGAAGCUCCUGUCAGGUGUGCGGGAGGGCCAAACACAGGUGGACACCCCCCAGAUAGGGGACAUGGCCUACUGGUCCCACCCCAUCGACCUGCACUUCGCCACCAAAGGCCUUCAAGGCUGGCCCCGGCUCCAUCUCCAGGUGUGGUCCCAGGACAGCUUCGGCCGCUGCCAGCUUGCAGGCUAUGGCUUUUGCCAUGUGCCCAGCAGUCCAGGCACCCACCAGCUGGACUGCCCCACGUGGCGACCCCUGGGCAGCUGGCGAGAGCAGCUGGCGAGGGCCUUCGUGGGUGGCGGGCCUCAGCUGCUGCACGGAGAUGCCAUCUACAGUGGGGCUGACCGCUAUCGCCUGCACACCACCUCCGGGGGCACCGUGCACCUUGAGCUGAGCCUGCUGCUGCGCCACUUUGAUCACUAUGGGGUUGAAUGCUGAAGGAGCCUAUAAGGAUGGCUGGCCCCCAGUCAUAUCUUGGGACACCCCAUAAGGGGAAGGAUGGUGCAGUGGUCAGAAGCAUGGGCUUUGGAGACUGUAUGCCUUGACCCAGCCAAGGCUGGUGCAGCUUCUAACCUGACUAGCGCCUCAAGCCCAGUGGCUGCCACUCCCAGUUCCAGUUUUCCCAUCUGUAAAAUGGGGGCAGCAGGUGUGUGGGCUCACAGGGGUUGGGUGCAGAGAAGCUGCUGGCACAUGGAAGGGCUCAAUAAAGGUGUGGUGCUUUUCAA
Molecule: messenger RNA, 1057 nt
Organism: Bubalus bubalis (water buffalo)
Lineage: Eukaryota; Metazoa; Chordata; Mammalia; Artiodactyla; Bovidae
Gene: B9D2
Product: B9 domain containing 2
Exons: 4
Coding region: 243-770 (175 amino acids)
Biological process (GO): cilium assembly
Cellular component (GO): MKS complex
Source: RefSeq, a predicted model, not a curated record